This is a messenger RNA of Coturnix japonica (Japanese quail), 2708 nucleotides long. RefSeq lists its product as uncharacterized. Gene Ontology annotation, cellular component: nucleus. The record is from RefSeq and is a predicted model, not a curated record. Gene Ontology annotation, molecular function: DNA-binding transcription factor activity, RNA polymerase II-specific; sequence-specific DNA binding. Gene Ontology annotation, biological process: regulation of transcription by RNA polymerase II. Lineage: Eukaryota; Metazoa; Chordata; Aves; Galliformes; Phasianidae.
GGCGGGAGCGGCGCUUGGUGCCGGCCGCGGGCAUAGGGGGCGGCCCCGCGGCUGUCUGUGACCCGGUCAGAGCCGGCGGAGGAGGGAAUUAGCGCUGGGAUCGCUAAAUCCGGAACGGAAAGGCGUGACGGCCCACGCGUGGGCUGCUGGCAGCAGCGGGGGGAGGAGCUGCUGUCCCUGACUUUUCUUUAACCUCGUGGAUAGAGUGAAGAGAAACAGCGCUGUGUCCAGGAGGAGCUGAAUGCUGAAACAGUGGAGGUGCUGCUCACAAGCAGGUGGCCAGACCAUGGGUGACAUACAGAAGGCUCAACCUCAUCUGGAAAGGCCUACGAGAGGUGACUUGCCAUUUACCUCCAGAAGGCCCAGUGCAGAUACCCUCUGUGACUCUGAUGAAAGACCAGACUGCAAGCAGGAGCUGGAGAUGGAAAAUGAGGUGAAGCUGUCUUUUGGAAAGAGGCAGGGAAAGGGAGCUUCCCCUGUGAUGGCAGAGUGGGAGUGCGAGGAUGGUGGCAGCACUCCCAUUGCUGAGGUAGUCCUUGCUGGGGACAGGCCAGACCCUCCCACGUGUGGGAAUGGCACCAUUUGGAUUCAGCAGGUGGGGGAGAAAGCCUAUGAGUGUCCUGAAUGUGGGAAGAGCUUCAGCCGGAGCUCGUAUCUCAGCCAGCACCAGAGGAUCCAUCUGGCAGAGAAACCCUUCAGCUGCUCUGAAUGUGGGAAGAGUUUCACCCGCAACUCAGACCUGAUCAAACACCAGAGGAUCCACACAGGUGAGAAGCCCUACCAGUGCAACGAGUGUGAAAAGACCUUCAGCCAGAAGUCCAAUGUGAUCAGGCACCAGCGGACCCACACGGGGGAGAGACACUACCAGUGCAAUGAAUGUGGGAAGAGCUUCAGCCAGAACUCACAUCUCAUUGUCCAUCAGAGAAGCCACAAAGGUGAGAAACCAUUUCAUUGCCUACGGUGUGAGAAAAGCUUCAGCGACCGCUCCUCCCUGAUCAUACACCGGAGGGUCCACACCGGAGAGAAGCCCCACAAGUGCCAGGUAUGUGGGAAACGCUUCCGGGACAGCUCAGCCAUCAUUCGGCACCAGAGCAUCCACACAGGAGAGAGACCAUAUAAGUGCACUGAAUGUGGGAAGAGCUUCCGCCAGAGCUCCUCGCUGGUGACCCACAUGAGGACGCAUACAGGAGAGAAACCCUACAAGUGCUCUGAGUGUGGGAAGAGCUUCAGCCAGAGCUCGGCACUCACCACACAUCGCCGCAUCCACGGGGGAAAAGUGUUGCCCCUGUACCGUGGCAGCCUCUUGCCCAGCCCCUACCAGUGUGCUGAGUGUGGCAGGAGGUGCAGUGACCGCCCCGCUCUCAUCAAGCACCAGACCACGCACGCGGAGGAGCGGCCCUACAUCUGCGUGGAGUGUGGGGACAGCUUCCGUCGGAGCUCAGCACUCAACAUCCACUUGAGGAUCCACCGGGGGGAGAGACCCUAUAAAUGUGAGGAAUGUGAGAAAACCUUCCGGCAUAGCUCAGCUUUGGGCGCACACUUGAGGAUCCAUGCAGGAUCUAAGCCCUAUGAGUGUGGUGAGUGUGGGAAAAGCUUCCGGAAAAGUUCCACGCUUAAAGUGCAUUUGAGAAUCCAUGUGGCCAAGAAACCUUAUAAAUGUACUGUGGGUAGGAGGACUCUCGCUUCCUGCUCUCUCCUCCCGUAGGGUUGGUUGGGGGCAGGAAACAGGAGCAGAAUUCCAUUGUGUCUGAGGGCAUGUGAAAAAUAUGAGUGCUGAGAAUUGCAGUGGCAAAAGGGUAAGGAGACGCUGUAGCAGCUCUACUGCCGGGGCUGGGUGCUUAACCCUGAUGGUACAUUAAAUUAUGAGGUCAAGGAGCUUAUCCUAGGAGUUGUGUGUUGGCGGUUUAGAAAGAGUACUGAGAGCUGAGGGGAAACAAGUUCUGUGCAACUUGGGGACUGUGAGCAUGCGGUAGAAUACGAGCAGAAGAAUUGGGCUUUCUAAAGAACUUUUUCAACUAAGUGAAAGAUCAAAUUUGAAAGGUCCAAGCUGGCUCUCAUUCAAAAUUCUGGCUCAUUAGGCACUGUAGUAGAUGUAGAAACUCAUAUUUUCCAUGAACAUGGUGAGUUGACCCCACGUUUGAGCAGCACUUCCAACUCCUUCAGUCCAAAACUCAGAAGCUGAACCUCAACCCAUUCUGUUUUUCAAUCCUCUGUUCCAAAUCCUACAUGGGACAAUGAAUUCCUACAUCCAUACACAGCAUCUGGGUGACAAAAUGGCUGAGUAAAGCAAAACUGACGGAGCUGUUCCCACAACACUUGGAUGUGCAGACGUAGACAGUUGGAACACUGCCUGUUAGCGGUGUUGGGCAGCUUUGUCCUCCUGGGUUUUUAACACGUUCCUGUUAGGGACAUCAAUAAAACAUGGGCAAAACUGUGGCCUUACUUUGUUUAACCAAAAAGAGUGGUUCCCCCUAGACGUGUGUGUGUAUGAUGGUAGUCAGGAGACUGUGAUUUUGUAGUCCUUUUUGUGAGAGAACUCAUCUUUAACUCCCUAUUACUUGUGCUUUUGUAAUGUGUAAAGCUCGCUGUUAUUCCUAUAUUGACAUGUAGUACUGUGGCAAUGACUGCAUUACAGAAACCUCCUCUAUAUUGCUGUGUUUUGUUACGAAGGAUGCGUUUCCAUCCUAAAUAAACCUUUUUUCUCUUUA